This is a messenger RNA of Hirundo rustica (Barn swallow), 649 nucleotides long. RefSeq names its product acyl-CoA binding domain containing 7 (gene ACBD7). Lineage: Eukaryota; Metazoa; Chordata; Aves; Passeriformes; Hirundinidae. Gene Ontology annotation, biological process: fatty acid metabolic process. Gene Ontology annotation, molecular function: fatty-acyl-CoA binding. The coding region runs from base 161 to 427 and encodes 88 amino acids. The transcript has 4 exons. The record is from RefSeq and is a predicted model, not a curated record.
GUCCCGCGGGUGCCGAGGGCGCGGCGGCGGCGAGUGAUUCCCGGUGUGCGGCCGGGCUGAGGUCACGGGCACGUCCCAACGCCACCGAGCCCGCUGGCAGACGCGCCACGUCCCCGCCGGAGAAGGAGCGAGGCCGUUCCCUGCGCAUCCUCGCAGCAUCAUGACUCUUCAGGCUGACUUCGAUGGUGCUGCAGAAGAUGUAAAAAAAUUAAAAACAAGACCAACUGAUGAAGAACUGAAGGAACUAUAUGGAUUCUACAAACAGGCUACUGUUGGAGAUAUUAAUAUUGAAUGUCCAGGAAUGCUAGAUUUGAAAGGCAAAGCCAAAUGGGAGGCGUGGAACCUGAAAAAAGGUUUAUCAAAGGAGGAUGCCAUGAAUGCCUAUAUCUCUAAAGCAAGAGCAAUGGUAGAAAAAUAUGGGAUCUAGAAUAUUCAAAAUAAUUCCCACUAAUAAUUAACUCUUCGGUAGCUAAUGAACUAAUUCUGUUGAGAAAAAUGCAAUGCUAAUUCCUUAUUGUGUAGUCUGACACUAAUACCUUUUAAGCAUAAGCUGUUUGACCGUAAAGGAUAUUUACAUUUAUAAUCUAUUUUUAGCUUGUAUAUUAAUCUAAAUAAAUUUGAGGUGAAUAAAUUAAGCUUUCUGUGAGAA